Phyllostomus discolor (pale spear-nosed bat) is the source of this 8912-nucleotide messenger RNA. RefSeq names its product ATPase plasma membrane Ca2+ transporting 4 (gene ATP2B4). The coding region runs from base 899 to 4414 and encodes 1171 amino acids. Gene Ontology annotation, molecular function: P-type calcium transporter activity; ATP binding; PDZ domain binding. The transcript is spliced from 22 exons. The record is from RefSeq and is a predicted model, not a curated record. NCBI's taxonomy places the organism in Eukaryota, Metazoa, Chordata, Mammalia, Chiroptera, Phyllostomidae. Gene Ontology annotation, biological process: regulation of cytosolic calcium ion concentration; calcium ion transmembrane transport. Gene Ontology annotation, cellular component: membrane; intracellular membrane-bounded organelle.
CUCGCUCCACCCCGCACUGCUGGGGAGAGCUGGCGAGCUGGAGUCUGUCCGAGUUGGCUGUAGCUGUUGCCAUGACAAGCAUUUUCUUAAGAGAGCUCUGCUGUUGAGACCAUCCAAAACUGGGGAUUGAGGGGGGAGGCACGAACUUCCUGGGGAACCAUCCUUCCGAGGAAAGCGAGACCAGAGACACCCGCCCAGACCCCCUGCAUUAUUUUCAUCCCGGAACCUGAGAGGUCCUUCCCAUUGGGAGGGCCGGGGGAGGAGACCCGGCCCACUCCCCGGUCGUAGCAGGGGGAAAAAAAAAAGGCAAGAAAGCAAAGCCAGCAUCUCUCGCGUGCUGCUACUUUGGGGAGACCAGUGGGUGGUCACCCCCACCCUACCCUGUCCAUGGAAACCCGGAGGGAGAUUCCUGCUUGGAGAAGCCUGGAUCUUUGCUAGAAAGAGAGAGAUCCAGUUGUCACUGGUAUCCAGAGAGCCCUCCUCAUCCUCCUGCUGCUUCUCUACCACUGCAGUUGCUGUUUGUUGCUAAGGUUGCCUCCAUGGUAACGUGCACAUCCUGUUUACACCUCCAUCUGGGCAAGUUGGUCUAAGCUAGGAACCUACCUACCCUGGACAACCACUGCCAUCACCACCUGGGGACACCAAUCAUCGUGACACGUGGUCCGGCUUCCACUCAGUUCCCCCAUCCUCUUCCUUUUCUUGCUACCAAGCUUCAUAAGGAAACAGGAUCUGGGCUAAGGCUCUGAAGCUUAUUGCACAAGAUAUAGUCAAUCUGUUUUCUAACUGGGUUCCCACAGAAGUAAGAAGUAGGAAGAAGGCAGAGAAGCAAGACACCCUGGUCAGUUGAAGGGAAACUUCACAUUUUCUCUAACUGAGGGCCUUGGGAACAGCAGGCAAAAUGACAAGCCAAACAGAACAUGCCUCGCCGGCCAACUCAAUGGUUGAGAGCCAUGAAGGGGACUUUGGCUGCUCAGUAAUGGACCUAAGGAAGCUCAUGGAGCUGCGUUCAACUGAUGCAGUGAACCAGAUCAACGUCCACUAUGGAGGUGUACUGAAUCUCUGUCGAAGGCUGAAAACCAACCCUGUGGAAGGUCUCUCUGGGAACCCAGAAGAUCUGGGAAAACGUAAACAAAUGUUUGGAAUGAACUUAAUCCCCCCUAAAAAGCCCAAGACCUUCUUAGAAUUAGUGUGGGAAGCCCUUCAAGAUGUCACGCUCAUCAUCCUGGAGAUCGCAGCCAUCAUCUCCCUGGUUCUGUCCUUUUAUCGGCCUCCUGGUGAAGAUAAUGAACAGUGUGGUCUGCCUGUAAGUAGCCCAGAAGAUGAAGGGGAGUCAGAAGCCGGCUGGAUUGAGGGGGCAGCCAUUCUGUUCUCGGUGAUCAUCGUGGUGCUCGUGACGGCCUUCAAUGAUUGGAGCAAAGAAAAGCAGUUCCGAGGGCUGCAGAACCGGAUUGAAAAGGAACAGAAAUUCUCCGUUAUUCGAAAUGGUCACAUCAUCCAGCUCCCUGUGGCUGAAAUCGUGGUUGGUGAUAUCGCCCAAAUAAAAUAUGGUGACCUGCUGCCUGCAGAUGGGAUCCUGAUCCAGGGGAAUGAUCUCAAGAUUGACGAGAGCUCUCUGACUGGGGAAUCGGACCACGUCAAGAAGUCCCUGGAGAGAGACCCCAUGUUGCUCUCAGGGACCCAUGUCAUGGAAGGUUCUGGCCGGAUGCUGGUGACUGCUGUGGGUGUCAACUCCCAGACUGGGAUCAUCUUUACUCUUUUGGGGGCCGGUGAGGGAGAAGAGGAGGAGAAGAAGAAGAAAGGUAAAAAACAAGGAGUCCCUGAAAAUCGCAACAAAGCAAAGACUCAGGAUGGAGUGGCGCUGGAAAUCCAGCCACUCAACAGCCAGGAGGGGAUCGACAAUGAGGAAAAGGAGAAAAAGGUGGCCAAGCUACCCAAGAAGGAGAAGUCGGUGCUACAGGGGAAGCUGACGCGCUUGGCUGUUCAGAUUGGGAAAGCUGGCCUGAUCAUGUCUGCUAUCACCGUUCUCAUCCUGAUUCUGUACUUUGUGAUUGACAACUUCGUGAUAAGGCGUAAACCAUGGCUAGCUGAGUGCACCCCCAUCUACAUCCAGUACUUUGUCAAGUUCUUCAUCAUCGGUGUCACUGUACUGGUGGUGGCUGUGCCAGAGGGGCUGCCACUGGCUGUCACCAUUUCACUGGCCUACUCUGUGAAGAAAAUGAUGAAAGACAAUAACCUGGUACGGCACCUGGACGCUUGUGAGACAAUGGGCAAUGCCACAGCCAUUUGCUCUGACAAGACAGGCACAUUGACCAUGAACCGCAUGACUGUGGUACAAGCUUAUAUUGGAGAUACCCAUUACCAUCAGCUCCCAAGUCCCGAUGCCCUCGUGCCCGCAGUCCUGGACCUUAUUGUCAAUGGCAUUUCUAUCAACAGUGCCUAUACCUCCAAGAUCCUGCCUCCAGAGAGAGAGGGAGGCCUGCCACGGCAGGUGGGCAACAAGACAGAGUGUGCCCUGUUGGGCCUUGUCACAGACCUGAAGCAGGACUACCAUGCAGUGCGCAGUGAGGUGCCGGAGGAGAAGCUCUAUAAGGUGUACACCUUCAACUCGGUGCGCAAGUCCAUGAGCACGGUCAUCCAGAAGCCCGGUGGUGGCUACCGCAUGUACAGCAAGGGUGCCUCUGAGAUCAUUUUGCGCAAGUGUAAUCGAAUCCUGGACAAGGAAGGAGAAGCAGUGCCAUUCAAGAGUAAGGACCGAGAUGAGAUGGUGCGCACUGUCAUUGAGCCCAUGGCCUGUGAGGGACUCCGGACUAUCUGCUUAGCCUAUCGUGAUUUCAAUGAUGUAGAGCCCCGGUGGGACAAUGAGAAUGAAAUCCUCACUGAACUGACCUGUAUCGCAGUGGUGGGCAUUGAGGACCCUGUGCGCCCAGAGGUACCAGAUGCUAUCGCCAAAUGCAAAAGAGCUGGCAUUACUGUUAGAAUGGUGACAGGAGACAACAUCAACACAGCCCGGGCCAUUGCCACCAAGUGUGGCAUUGUGACACCUGGGGAUGACUUCCUGUGCUUGGAAGGCAAAGAAUUCAACCGACUCAUCCGCAAUGAGAAGGGCGAGGUAGAGCAAGAAAAGCUGGACAAGAUUUGGCCUAAGCUUCGAGUCCUGGCACGAUCUUCCCCUACUGACAAGCAUACACUGGUGAAAGGCAUCAUUGAUAGCACUGUUGGGGAGCAGCGCCAGGUGGUGGCUGUCACUGGUGAUGGCACAAAUGAUGGGCCGGCCCUGAAGAAAGCGGAUGUCGGUUUUGCCAUGGGUAUUGCAGGCACAGAUGUGGCCAAGGAGGCAUCAGACAUCAUCCUAACAGAUGACAACUUUACCAGCAUUGUGAAGGCAGUGAUGUGGGGACGAAAUGUCUAUGACAGCAUCUCCAAGUUCCUGCAAUUCCAGCUCACAGUCAAUGUGGUGGCAGUGAUCGUGGCCUUCACCGGAGCCUGCAUCACUCAGGACUCCCCAUUGAAAGCUGUGCAGAUGCUGUGGGUUAACCUAAUCAUGGACACGUUUGCCUCAUUGGCCUUGGCCACAGAGCCUCCCACAGAGUCUCUAUUAAAGCGUCGUCCCUAUGGCCGAAAUAAGCCUCUGAUCUCACGGACUAUGAUGAAGAACAUCUUGGGCCAUGCGGUCUAUCAGCUCAUAGUCAUCUUUUUCCUUGUCUUUGCCGGUGAGAAAUUCUUUGACAUUGAUAGUGGGAGGAAUGCACCUCUACAUUCCCCACCCAGCCAGCACUACACCAUUAUUUUCAACACUUUUGUGCUGAUGCAGCUCUUCAAUGAAAUCAACUCACGCAAGAUCCACGGAGAGAGGAAUGUCUUUUCAGGCAUCUUCCGCAACCUCAUCUUUUGUUCUGUGGUUUUGGGCACAUUCAUCUGCCAGAUUUUCAUCGUGGAAUUUGGGGGUAAACCCUUCAGUUGUACGAAGCUCACCGUGUCCCAGUGGUUUUGGUGUCUCUUCAUUGGUAUUGGAGAACUGCUGUGGGGGCAGAUAAUCUCCACAAUACCUACCCAAUCCCUGAAGUUCCUGAAGGAGGCUGGGCAUGGCAUUACCAAAGAGGAGAUGACCAAGGAUGCAGAAGGGCUAGACGAGAUUGACCAUGCAGAGAUGGAGCUACGCCGAGGCCAGAUCCUCUGGUUCCGGGGCCUGAACCGUAUCCAGACUCAGAUCGACGUAAUUAACAAAUUCCAGACUGGAGCCUCUUUUCAGGGAGUCCUAAAGCGACAGACCAUGGGUCAACACCUUGAUGUAAAACAUGUUCCUAGGUCAUCCUAUGUAACAGUUGCACCAGUCAAAUCUUCCCCCACCACUUCUGUUGCUGCUGCUGUUCCAUCUCCUACUCUGGGCAAUCAAAGUGGUCAAAGCAUUCCAUAGUUCCCUCCAUGAAAGCAUCCAGAAAUCUAGCAACCAACACUCCAUCCACAACUUCAUGACCCACCCUGAAUUCACCAUAGAUGAGGAGGUGCCACGAACACCACUCCUGGAUGAGCAAGAGGAGAAAAGUCUUGAAAACGUUUCCAAGCCUGGGACUAGGGUGCUCCUGUUGGAUGGGGAGGUCACUCCGUACGCCAACAAAAACAACAAUGCAGUGGAUUGCAGCCAGGUGCAAAUUGUUGCCUCCCACUCGGACAGCCCUCUGCACAGCCUGGAGACAUCAGUUUGAACUUUAUUCUCUGACUCCCAUUCCUGCUUUUCCUAUUUCCUGUUCAUCUCUCCCAUCUAUAAGAUGAUCGUAGGACUUUUCACUGUCAUGUCAGUUGCUCUCAAGUAUGUGUGAGCCCCACCUGUCCAUGAAGAAGAGAACAGACCUACAAGGAUUUCAACUUACACUUGAGUUGGGGUUUGUAGCAGGACCCUGUCAAAUCCCAGGCAGUUAGUGAAGUAGAACUUACUCCUUGGCUAUAUCAGUUGUCAUUUUUAAAGAAGUGAUAUGAUCCUCUUGGCAUCCACCCCAACCUGAAUUCUCCCCCAGCAUUCAUACAUGUGUUGCCAUCCCCUGACUUCUGGAUUCUACCCUAUGAGUCUGUACCAUUUAUAACCUCAUUUGAGGGUUCAGAGAGACAAAUACUCUCAAAUGAAAUGUGUGGGAAGCAGGAAUGGAGUGUAUGGAAUUAGCCUAUAGAGUGAUUGUUUUUAAAAUCAUUUUCCCAUUUUGAAAACUUAUACCUAAAGCCCUCUAGCUCUUUCUACCCUUCCAGUCAAACUUCCCCAAGGUCUUUUGACUGUUGUCUUCUUUACUUUCACUUUUUUCUUUUUUUUUAAGUUGUGAUGAUUAAGAAAGUGGAAAAAACCUGGAUGAAUUGAGUCAGCUUUGACCAUUCUCUCUUCUGGUCCCAACAGACCCCUUGAUUUAGUUUUAGAGGCAGACAAGUUUUCUUUGCUAACAGGGUCUUUUGAAGCUAUUGAGAACUGGUAAGAAUGUACUCCUGCUGUUACCAGGUUAUUUACUUCUAAACUUGUCAAGUAUGUGUGGUUCCUAAGUACAAGAGAGAUCAACCUUGACUAUGAAGCUUGCGUAUGUGUGAUAUGUCAUUUUUACUAUAACCCUGAGAUUUCUCCUAUUCCUAAAGUGGCAGCAAAUGAAAUCUACUGAGAAUGACCGUGUCUCCUAACUGAACUUAGAUAUCAAGGACCAGAAGCUGGCAAGUCUAGGACAAGACAGACCAGCAAAGCCAACUCCUGUAGAGUCUUUGGAGUGACCACUACUGUUUUCAAAGCCAUCUGGCAAGGCUCCUCCAGGGCAGGACCUAGUUGUUGGAAGAGUGAGUGUUGAAAAGCCUUGAGAGAAGCCAAAGGGCCAUUCUAGCAGGAUCUGAGAAACCAAAAACCUUGAGCUUAGAUAGCUGGGUAUCAGCUUUGACAUUCCCUUCAGUUGUUUAAUCCUACUCUUUGCUACAUCUCCUAAUUUGUCCAGUCUCUGAAAAGGUUCCAACCUUUCUCAAAUAUUCUGAUUUUGAAAAUAUGGAUCCAAAGUGGGAGGCUCCAGUGACAUUUUGCUGACGUAAAGGAACAAAAGACACCCUAAAAAAUCUCUCCAUCCUCUCUUCCUUUCUCUCACAUGCCCCACACAAGCCCCCCUACAGAACGUGCUCACCUGCUGCACAGUAAAGCUCUGUGCCUUCUUUCCCUGAACACUGCCCAAAGUAUCCCUUUCACCUGCCUCUCAGGAGCUGGGGACUUCUCUAGGAGAUUUUUUUAAGUGUACCUUAAUGGGACAAGGUGGAGCCACAUUUGCAGCAGCUCCAUUUUUAUCACUGCUGAUGUUGGUUUAUGCUCUUCUGUGCAGGGGUUUGCUCAUGUCUGCCAAUUUCCUCCUCCCACUGAAGCCUGCCCCUCUUUGCAGAGUGAUGGGAGUAGGGAGAAGGGGCUUGUGGGUAUGAUGAAGUGCCAAAUGUCCAUUUGUGAGAGUUAGAGCACCCAAACCUGUCCUCUCCAACCUUCUCUUCUGGAUGCCGCCUCCCUCAGCCUUUCACCUGAGCUGUCCAAGGUAGAAAGAGGGAAGAAAACAGUGCUCCCUAGACACCCCCACUACCACAGAAUCCACCGCGUUGGGCCUUGGUUUCGUGAAGGUGACACAUGUCAGUGAUCUUUGCCCCGUCUGAAACACUCAUGGGGGAGGACAAACAGCUCACACAAGGUGUUAGGUGUUCACAUGUAUAUUUAUUAAGUACAUUGGAAGAUUUCGUUCUGCCAAGUCUUUUAUUACCUCAGAUCAGUUUGAAAAACAAGCCAAUAACAAACUGUGGAGGCUAUUUUACCAUUCCUGCUCCCAAAAGACUCUCAUGGUGCCUGACAGGCUCCUCCUGAGAGUUUGUGUCUACUUUUAAAGUCAACGGUUUUUUAUGUAUUCUAGUUUCCAUAGUAGGAUAGAAAUAUUAUGCAAAAAUAUAUAGUUUUCUUUAGAUCCGAAACUGGUAUUUUUUUGAAUCAGCCAUAUGCAUUUUGUUUAAAGGAUUUAAAAAUAAAGUGCUGUCAUGUAACCCUGUGGAGGGAGCCCAUAACCAGCUGUUUAACAUGACAGUUGACUUAGUGUAUUUGUAAUUGGUUCAAAACCAAUGCACCAUAAUUCCUUUCUCCAAACAGCCAUCUUUAUACUUAGGGGAAAAUUUUGUUGGGUUCUAGACUUUUUUAAUAUACAUUUUGUUGAUAUGGAAUUGAGUGAGUUUAAGUGUUUAUGUGCCUAUGUUUUUUUACAUGUUUUUUUCUAUUCGGUUUCAGCAAUCCAGCUGGCAGUGAGUAAAUAUGGCAUAAGUUAAUAAAGCUUUCCCCCAAAAUGGUGCUUUGGAUUUGAAAAGGAACUGGUGGGGAGAAGGGGGAACUAUUAUCCUAGACUGCUCUCUUGAUAAGUCUAGAAAAAUGGAUAGUAUGCUGAUGGGAAGGAAAGCAUCCAGCAAGAAGGCAGAGCCAGCAGAAGUGAGUGUAUGCCCCUGUCAAGGUGGGUGCCAGGCUCUCUAGUAACAGGUGACUAAGGUCAGGGGCCUUGGUUGGAUUUUGUUUCUUGAGGAAUAGCUGGCAGAGUGGUACCCAAGACAUGAACAUCUCUUGGGCUACAAGGAUACUCUGAUUCGGGGUUUGCAUUUUUUUACCUCCAGCAGGAGGUUCUUUUACCUCCUGUUGCCUCUGGGGUUUUCCAUUAGUGAGGUUUUAUGCAAGGGUCUGAGUUGAGACAUCUUCUCCUUCCCUAGAAAGGUGUUGUGCAAUGUAUAAAAUGGAGAAUAGAGUUCUAAUUGAAAUAAAAAAAAAACAGGCUGAUUCUAGCCCCGGCUGAUCAUCUUAGGGCUAGAUCCUUCCCAUAGGUGCCCCCUGACCUCUGAAAUGACUCACAUCCCUGAAAGUUGUAGAGAGACCAACCUAGAAAUUCCUCUGGCACUUGUGUGUGUUCUUUGGGUUUAGCUUUCUUUUGCCCCUUGAGCUUCAGAGGGGAGCAUUUGCACUUAAAUCUGAGUGAUUACCUCACUGCCAAAACCCAGAGGGGCGUGACAAGCUCACAUGUGCCCUGAAACCCCAGAGGCAGAGCUUCCUUUCUUUCUGGCUUCCUUGCCUAUCAGUUGAAGCAGCCCAUGAUACCAUCACAAAGUACACACUUCUCACUUUUCCUAACAAGGGACCACCCCACUGCAACGGUGGGGGUGAGGCAUUUAGAAAUGCCUGCUAUUCUUAAGCCAUUCCAGCCCCUUCCUCAGAAUAGACCAGAGAGCCUUCCAUUGAGCUCAGUGCCAGUCUUUUUUGCCUUCCCAGCCCUGCUAUCAGGCCUGCUGUCCCAUUUCCUCUUGCUUAAGAGGUGGAGGGAAGUGAGCUCCCCGUGGCUGAACUAGCCUUUGGUUCGUGUUUCCUCCCCAUAUGUAUAUAUAUGCCAUAUGUGACUAUGCCAUAUAUAUGUGCCAACAAAUCUAACUAUGUUGUUCUUUUCAAAUCAGCACGCAGAUAGGAGAUCUGAGUUUCUUUUAUUUUUUUUCCAGUAACUAGUAUAGUAAACACUGGUUUUUUGUAUAAGAAUAAAAACAAGACAAAAGAUAGGCCACUGUGGUCUGCAUGACAUCAGUAAACAAACGGUGAUAUCAAAUCAGUGUGCACCCCAGUGUGUGUUGCCAUAAUUUGCUGUUCAGCCUAACAGUGCACCCAAUCUGUAUUUGCAUUUUGAUAUUAUUUAAGCUCUCUGUACAAUGUUUUGCAUGUAUUUAUAUGGUUCUUAGGAAAAAAAUGCUAUAAACUGACAAAUCUGAAAUUCAAAUAUGUUGUUCCACUGAGACAGGAAGAAGAGGAGUUUUAAAAGAUGGAAAAAAGGGAUAAUUUUUUUGGAACCAAUAAAGUUUGUUGCUAAUGAGCAGAAAUCAGUACUGCCGUGCACUGAGAAUAAAAGCCCACGCCCACU